Molecule: messenger RNA, 1068 nt
Organism: Parasteatoda tepidariorum (common house spider)
Lineage: Eukaryota; Metazoa; Arthropoda; Arachnida; Araneae; Theridiidae
Product: TD and POZ domain-containing protein 2
Molecular function (GO): protein binding
Source: RefSeq, a predicted model, not a curated record
AUGAAACACUGGAAAAUGCAGUUCGAUGUGGCUGGAAGCACUGAUAAAAUAGACUGCUUUGAUUUUGAAAUGACUAUCGAUAACGUAUCGAAACUCGAUGCUGCAAACAGUCCACCUUUUACAACGACUCGAGUUUGCAAAACAACUUGGCAAGUUCUCGUAGAAGUAGAAACGGUAGCCAAAAAAAUGAGAGUUGGUUUGAAAAGAACAGAUUCUAGCAUCUGUGACAUCAAAGCCACCAUGUUUUUUGAGAUUCAAAAUGACAGAAAGGAAAUAUAUUGGCGAGAUUCGAUAGAACAGGUCUACAAUUCUAAAUGCACGAAAUAUUGCUACGGGGACUACUUAGACAUGCCCAAUUGUCAACACAGUGUACCUGGAAUAAACGGCGGCAGGCCAUUUAAGUUGUCGACCGACAAAAUCAUAAUGAAAGGUAAUGUUCUAGUAAAAGCAAAGGUCAGCAUCAGUGUUAAAAAGCAGCCCCAUGUACUUCUAAACGAAUGCCUAGAUGAUUUAAAAUGUGAUUACAAGAAUUUAUAUUACAAUCCCAAGUUUUACGAUAUUGAGUUUCGAUUCGCUAAUGGAAAACUGCUUGCCCAUAAGAACAUACUUAUUUCAAGAUCGAGUGUUUUUGAAAAAACCUUUGAGCAAAAUUACAUCCAGAAUGUUAUCGACGUUGCUAACGUCGACAAAUCAGUGUUUGAUAUCUUUUUGCUUUUCCUUUACUCUGGCGACGUCGAAAUUAAAAAUACAGAUCUCAUCAUGCCACUCUAUGAGCUAGCAUACAAAUACGAAGUGCAUAAACUUUCCAAGAUUUGUUCAACUCUUUUGGCGUCGGACAUUAAAGUGAAAACAGCGACUCGUAUCUUGGAAAUGGCAAAUACACAUGAGGACACUGAUUUGGAAGAAGCAGUUAUUGGUUUCGUGUGCAAAAAUUUUCCAGAAGUAUCUCAAACUGAUGAUUGGAACGCACUUUUAAGUUCUAAUCCUUGUUUUGCUUCCAUGGUUUUAAAAAAAGUUUCAAAGAGUCUGGGAAAAUGUAAAUCAGAACCAAUCGUAAUAAUUGUCUAA